AUGGCGGGUUUUCCCAUUUCUGAACAUUUCACUCAGAACAUGGAUCAAUCACCGGGAGGUUUUGGUGGUAGCAAUGCAACUCCAAUAGAGGAGAGUGGUGAUGAACAUGUGGAACAAUUAGUGGGGGCGCAACAUCUAGAAGACAUUAACGAUGUUGAUGUCGAAAUUGUUUCCGAACAAAAUGUCAACACCACCGGGCAAAGGAAAAACCAAUCAUGGAGCAUAGCUGAAGACAAAGCACUUGUAUCGGCCUACAUAAACGCAGGGGGUGACGUAGUGAGAGGAACCAAGACAAAGAGAAGUGGGUUAUGGGUUGACAUCUAUAACCGCUACGAACGUUCUAGAAUGGAAAACCCCGAUGAAACUAAGGUAAGAAAAAUUAACGCUUUGUUUUGUUUAUUGCACUGUUUUGAGGAGUUGAGAAAAUAUCCGAAAUGGGAUCCAUCUUUGGCCAAAGAUCAUUAUCGAACCAAGGGUAGUGGUGAGUCCGAGCAAAAUUUGGAGAAAUUUGCUCACAAAGAUUACUACGCAACUAACAACAAGAUGUUUUGUUUAUUGCACUGUUUUGAGGAGUUGAGAAAAUAUCCGAAAUGGGAUCCAUCUUUGGCCAAAUAUCAAUCGACUAUGUUACCCGGUGGCCAACAAACGUCAACCGAAAGUGGGGGUAGCGGUAAAAGAUCACAACCUGAUUCACCAUCCAAGGUUGGAGGAAGAGAUAAAAGACCAGCUGGCAUAAAACAAACAAAGAUGAAAGGUAAAGCAUCUACUACUUCAACUUCAAGUAUAAAUCUUGAAGCGUUAAACACAAAUUUUAACGAAGUUGGUGAUAAGUUGAAUGAUUUGGGUGGACGACUUCUGGAUCAGUUGAAGGAAAGAGAUGAAAUUAAAAAAGCACAAGUUGAAGAAAAGAAAAGGCAAAAGAACGAGGCCAUGAAGUUUAGGAUGUUAGAAAGAUUAAUGCAGAAGCCCGUUCUUAAUGAAGUUGAAUUAGAAAUGUAUAAGAAACUUAGAGAUGAAUUUAGUAGUAGAUUUUCGAUUUGA
Molecule: messenger RNA, 1041 nt
Organism: Chenopodium quinoa (quinoa)
Lineage: Eukaryota; Viridiplantae; Streptophyta; Magnoliopsida; Caryophyllales; Amaranthaceae
Product: glutathione S-transferase T3-like
Exons: 1
Coding region: 1-1041 (346 amino acids)
Source: RefSeq, a predicted model, not a curated record